AUGUCUUCUGAAGCUGAAGCUGCAGCUGCCGCGUGGGUCCCCCCUCCUGAAGGGUCACCAUGUUGGAUUGAAAUUCCUGCUCGUGACGUCGAGAAGCUCAAGACCUUCUAUAGUAACGUCUUCCCCAAUUGGACCUGGAAGCCAAACAUUUCCGACCCAGGACACGAGGUCGCUAUGUUCCGAUUCAAAGACCCCGAAGGUCUUGGAGGCGGCCUUGUCAAAAUGCCCGAUGGCUGUGACCCAAACACGCAGGAGCUGGGAUCGGGCGUCACGAUCUACCACAUGGUCGAGUCGCUGGAAAAGACUGAAGCCCGCAUCCAUGAACUGGGCGGGAAGACGGUGCUGCCAAAGACGGCAGAGGGUGAAAGCGGCGUCUACAUCAACGUGACAGAUCCCGAGGGAAAUAGGACCCAGCUCAAUUGCGCACUUUCAACCAUGUCCAUCAAUUGGGUUAUGCUCGAUGGCAAAGGAGCCUUUGUCCCGUUACCAGGAGAAAGGAUCAUCCACAAGUCAUCGCCGAGAAUUGGUCUCGCCAUCACCACCCCGUCGACAUAUCCAGGGAACAAUCCAGUGUCAAUCCACUGCAACUCUGGCAUCGUCUAUUUGACCAAUCAGAGAAUCGUGUAUCUUUCAGAGAAGUCCACCUCGGAGUUCCAAUCCUUCUCUGCGCCCCUUCUCAAUUUGCACGACACACAUCUUACCGUGCCCUGGUUCGGACCGAAUGCCUGGCAGGCCCUCUUACAGCCGGUUCCUGGCGGGAACAUUCCCGCAACACAAGCUGCCAUUGAACUCAAGUUGACUUUCAAAGAAGGUGGAGCUCCCGAUUUCCAUUCAACCUUUGAGCAGAUCAAGGAGCGACUUCAGCAAGUAGUGUCCACAGCGAGGGAGAAUAACUUGACAGGCUCGCGGCAGGAUGCCUACUUGGGCAAUGUGAAUCUGGACAACGUCCAUCUUGACCAGCUGCCUUCAUAUAACGAGUCUGGGCAUGAUCCCAUAGCUCUGAACCAAUCCAGCGCUACCAGCGAGGACGUGAACUCCCCUAUCUUGAGGAGUCCUCAUACGGCUCCGGAAUUGAGGCGAGCUGGAACACCUCAAGGUGAAUCGCAGACACCAAGCGACGCGCCUCCAGGGUACGAAGAGACACAACAGCAGAGCAUUCAGGCUGAGUUGGACCGAAGAUUGUCAGAGACUCGUGGCUGA
Fonsecaea nubica is the source of this 1200-nucleotide messenger RNA. RefSeq lists its product as hypothetical. Gene Ontology annotation, biological process: positive regulation of DNA-templated transcription. Gene Ontology annotation, cellular component: nucleus. The record is from RefSeq and is a predicted model, not a curated record. NCBI's taxonomy places the organism in Eukaryota, Fungi, Ascomycota, Eurotiomycetes, Chaetothyriales, Herpotrichiellaceae. The transcript is spliced from 7 exons. Gene Ontology annotation, molecular function: chromatin DNA binding; transcription coactivator activity. The coding region runs from base 1 to 1200 and encodes 399 amino acids.